This is a messenger RNA of Eptesicus fuscus (big brown bat), 2658 nucleotides long. RefSeq names its product cyclase associated actin cytoskeleton regulatory protein 1 (gene CAP1). Lineage: Eukaryota; Metazoa; Chordata; Mammalia; Chiroptera; Vespertilionidae. Gene Ontology annotation, biological process: cytoskeleton organization; cell morphogenesis; regulation of adenylate cyclase activity. Gene Ontology annotation, molecular function: actin binding; adenylate cyclase binding. The coding region runs from base 159 to 1583 and encodes 474 amino acids. The record is from RefSeq and is a predicted model, not a curated record. Gene Ontology annotation, cellular component: cytoplasm. The transcript is spliced from 13 exons.
AGACAUUUCAGCUGGCCGUUCGUUUCCGGUGGGGGUGCCGCGCCCAGUGAGGGCCCGGAAGUGGGUCGCGCGAAGAUUGCUGGGCGGUUCUUGCCGGAAGUGGAAAGCGGCUGUUCGCAGUCGGGAGGUGAAGCCGAGCUCUGAGCAGGUGGUGCAUUAUGGCUGACAUGCAAAAUCUGGUAGAAAGAUUGGAGAAGGCUGUCGGCCGCCUAGAGGCAGUAUCCCAUGCCUCUGACAUGCACUGUGGGUACGGAGACAGUGCUCCAAAAGGAGCAGUUCCUUAUGUGCAAGCAUUUGACUCACUGCUUGCUGGGCCUGUGGCAGAAUACUUGAAGAUCAGUAAAGAGAUUGGAGGAGAUGUGCAGAAACAUGCGGAGAUGGUCCAUACAGGUCUGAAGUUGGAGCGGGCUCUCUUGGUUACAGCCUCUCAGUGCCAGCAGCCAGGAGGUAAUAAGCUUUCUGAUUUGUUGGCUCCGAUCUCAGAGCAGAUCCAAGAAGCGAUAACCUUUCGGGAGAAGAACCGAGGCAGCAAAUUGUUCAAUCACCUGUCAGCUGUCAGCGAAAGUAUCCAGGCCCUGGGUUGGGUGGCUGUGGCACCCAAACCUGGUCCUUAUGUGAAAGAAAUGAAUGAUGCUGCCAUGUUUUAUACAAACCGAGUCCUCAAGGAGUACAAAGAUGUGGAUAAGAAGCAUGUGGAGUGGGUUAAAACUUACUUGAGUAUAUGGACAGAGCUGCAGGCUUACAUUAAAGAGUUCCAUACCACCGGACUGGCCUGGAGCAAAACGGGGCCUGUGGCUAAAGAACUGUGUGGAUUGCCAUCUGGACCCUCUGCUGUAUCAGGUCCUCCUCCCCCACCACCAGGCCCACCUCCCCCACCAAUGCCUACCAGUUCAGGGUCAGAUGACUCUGCUUCACGCUCGGCACUGUUUGCACAGAUUAAUCAGGGGGAGGCCAUCACACAUGCCCUAAAACAUGUAUCUGAUGACAUGAAGACUCACAAGAACCCUGCCCUGAAGGCCCAGAGUGGUCCAGUACGAAGUGGCCCCAAACCAUUCUCUGCACCUAAACCAGGAGUUAACCCAUCCUCUAAACCAGCCACAAAGAAGGAGCCGGCUCUACUUGAACUGGAGGGCAAGAAGUGGAGAGUGGAAAAUCAGGAGAACGUUUCUAACCUGGUGAUUGAUGACACAGAGCUGAAACAGGUGGCUUACAUAUACAAGUGUGUCAACACGACAUUGCACAUCAAGGGCAAAAUUAACUCCAUUACAGUAGAUAACUGUAAGAAACUCGGUCUGGUGUUUGAUGACGUAGUGGGCAUUGUGGAGAUAAUCAAUAGUAGAGAUGUCAAAGUUCAGGUAAUGGGUAAAGUGCCAACCAUUUCCAUCAACAAAACAGAUGGCUGCCACGUUUAUCUGAGCAAGAAUUCCUUGGAUUGUGAGAUCGUCAGUGCCAAAUCUUCUGAGAUGAAUGUCCUCAUUCCUACAGAAGGCGGAGACUUUAAUGAGUUCCCCAUCCCCGAGCAGUUCAAGACCCUAUGGAAUGGGAAGAAGUUGGUCACCACAGUGACAGAAAUUGCUGGAUAAGCGAAGUGCCACUGGGUUCUUUGCCCUCUCCCUCACACCAUGGGAUAAAUCUGUAUCAAGACGGUUCUUUUGUAGAUUCCCUCUACCUUUCUGCUCUUAAACUGCUUCUCUGCUUUGAGAAGCACAGCUACCUGCCUUCACUGAAAUAUACCUCAGGCUGAGAUUUGGGGUGGGAUAGCAGGUCAGUUAUCUUCUGCAGGAAGGGGCAGCCUUUCCUGUCAGCUCAACCACACCACCAGUCUGUUCUUAAGGAACUGCAGACCAGGACUGGCAUGUUUCUGCUUUCAGCCUUUGGGGAUUAUUCCACCAAUAGUCUUUUGGGACGAACAAAGCAGUCCCCAGGAAUUAACAGCUCAGAAAGUUCACACAAGUUAAUCUUUUCCUAACAAUGAGCAUGAGGUAGCAGAAGCUGGUAUGAUUCCAGCUGGUUCUUCUAACAGACUAAUUUUUCAAUGUUGACAAGUGAGGCAUUGGACCAAAGGCUGAAGCUUGGCCAUCUAGCAUUCCAAGCAAAAUCGUUUCCUCUAAGUAUUCCUUUUAUUCUGCAUUCCUUCUUGGCUCCACCUGAACCUGAGACAAUAGGUUCUCCUGUACCAGCUGCUGUGGCAGUGCCUGCACCCAGGCCAAUUUAGAGUCUUAAACCCUUUCUUUCUCUGGGAUCCCUGCCCAGCACCUCCCUAGAGGUGACAUAAAAAGAGAGAGGGGGAAAAAAAAGGAAAAACACACCAUUCUAAAGAAUCUGGCAUUCCUUCCUCCCAUGCUAGGUGCCUGUCAUCCAUCUUCCCUGUCUCCAUUGCCCUGUCAUGCUCAACAGCUUCUGGCUUCUGUCCAGGCACCUGAACAAAGGACUACAAUCUCCACUGUAGGCUGGUUUUCGGUUUUAUAUAAGAACGUUGCACAGCAUUGCUAAUAAAAAUUUCAGUUUUUUCCCUCUAGGACAAACACAUACCAAAAUAUGCAACUUUUUUUUGGUGGGAAGAGAUAUUGUCCUGUGACUUCUACCCAUUUCCUGAGGCCUGCAGAAAUAAACCUUUACUUAAAGUUAUACAGAAAAUAGAAUAAAAUUAAUACCAGA